Molecule: messenger RNA, 1074 nt
Organism: Emericellopsis cladophorae
Lineage: Eukaryota; Fungi; Ascomycota; Sordariomycetes; Hypocreales; Bionectriaceae
Product: 54S ribosomal protein L7-like protein
Exons: 3
Coding region: 1-1074 (357 amino acids)
Biological process (GO): translation
Cellular component (GO): ribosome; cytosolic large ribosomal subunit
Molecular function (GO): structural constituent of ribosome; RNA binding
Source: RefSeq, a predicted model, not a curated record
AUGGCUUGCACACGUGAAAGCUAUCGCAUAGCGAGCGCGCUAUUGCGUCGGCAAUUGCCUAUCCGGACAGCUGCCCCUGGUGUGAGGAGAUUUGCCUCGACCGAGGCUGAGAAGCCUUCAUCAAACCAGAUCGACGACCUUUCAGAGCUUGACGAUGCGUCAUCUUUCAACACACCUGCUCCCGACGCAGCUAUCUUGGAUGCGUUCAAGAGCCGUCCUCCUCCCGUUCGUACAGGCAAGCUGCCCGCCAACAGGUACCAAUACCACCCACCCAAAUUCAAUCGCGGACCUCUUCACCCAGUACAAUCACCACCGUCGUCCGAUCCCAUAGCCCGUAACUUCGUGCCCGGCCCUUUCAACCACCCGCGUCUGCGACACACCCACGAUUCAACCAUUGCACCAGACCUACUCACAUUGACCUACCAACACCACCCGCCUGGGGAAGAGCGCGUCGUAUCCACAAAAGGAGAGCUCAGAGACUGGGAUGGCUCAUCGCCGUAUCAUAAAAACCGCCCCAAGAGAGGGCCGAGGGGUCCUGGUUCUGAUAGGCUGGCUUUGUUGGAGCGCGAUAUUGUGUUCAACAACAUCCCCGAAAUCAAGUCUGUCAGCAUAUCUAUGCACCAGCCUGAAGCUGCACGCGACAAGGAGUACUUGAAUGUGGCCCGCGCAGUGUUGCAAGCGAUUACUGGAAAGUUCACCGAAUUGAAUUUCUUGAAGAAGAACGUGGUGCAAUUCCAGAUUAGGAAGGGUGGUAUCGGAGGUGUCAAUGUGACACUCGAGGGCAACGACGCAUACGAAUUUGUGGAUAAGCUCGUUACCUUGGUGCUGCCUAAAAUCAAGGAGUGGCCUGGUGUGAAAGCCACAAGCGGCGACGACAAUGGCAACAUCUCCAUUGGUCUUCACAAAUCGGCCAUGACCUUCUUUCCUGAACUGGAGUACAAUUUCUCGGCGUACCCGGCGAAAAUGAUUCCUGGCUGUUAUAUCACCAUUCAGACCACUGCCACCUCUGACCGGCACGGGCGUCUGCUACUAGAAGCAUUGGGUUUCCCCUUUUACGGCAAGGUCAAGAACUAA